UCUUGUAUUGGUAUUUAUUUCGUGCUUUUAUCUCGUUGAUUCAUAAAGAAACUCUCCUUAUCAGUGGUAUUAUGAGUUUUUUCUUUCGGAUAUUAUUCGUUAAAUGAAAUAAGCCGCUAAAGAAAAUAAUAUAAAUUUCAAAGGACUCAAAAUGCCGGCGUUUCACUCGAGUUUUACUGUCAAUAAAAAGAUGAUGCUCGGGAAUAUGGCGCUUCUGCCAUUGAAAACAAAUUUCCGAGGUCCUGCUCCUCCUAUGAGCGGACAGGACAUGGACAUUGUAGAUGAAGCACUUUAUUAUUUCAAAGCCAACGUUUUCUUUAGAACUUAUGAAAUUAAGAGUGAAGCAGACAGAGUUCUCAUUUAUAUUACUUUGUACAUAACUGAGUGCUUGAAGAGGUUGCAAAAAUGUGCGACUCGCCACCAAGCUAAUACUGAAAUGCAUUCUUUGGCUUUUGCUAAAUUUGACAUACCCGGAGAUCCUGGAUUCCCUCUCAAUUCAGUCUACGCCAAGCCAAGCAGUCCUGCCGAAGCUGAUCAAAUGAGGCAAUACUUGCAGCAAAUAAGGCAAGAAACAGCAACGAGACUUGUAGACAAAGUGUAUGGAGAAGAUGGAAAACCAAGCAAAUGGUGGCUGUGUUUUGCUAAAAAGAAGUUUAUGGACAAGUCUUUGUCAGGUCCGGGCCAAUGAAUACAAAAAAAAAAUACAAUACGCAUACGAAGAUAAAACUAAAAUUAUAUUAUGAAUGAGUCUGUCUUUAUAGGAUAAACGAUUACUUUAUACUUAAGUAUGUACAUUAAUUUUUUUUUCUACUUUUUUUCAAUACUUCGUAAAAAUUUCAAUAGUUUUAUGAAAAAAUAUUUGGUCUUACAAAGACGAGCGACGAAAAAACACUUUGAAAUCCGUUGAA
Messenger RNA from Venturia canescens, 908 nucleotides. It is a transcript of the gene Arpc3A, whose product is annotated as actin-related protein 2/3 complex subunit 3-like. Gene Ontology annotation, biological process: Arp2/3 complex-mediated actin nucleation; regulation of actin filament polymerization. Gene Ontology annotation, cellular component: cytoskeleton; Arp2/3 protein complex. Bases 152 to 688 code for a protein of 178 amino acids. The transcript is spliced from 4 exons. Gene Ontology annotation, molecular function: actin filament binding. The record is from RefSeq and is a predicted model, not a curated record. Lineage: Eukaryota; Metazoa; Arthropoda; Insecta; Hymenoptera; Ichneumonidae.